Messenger RNA from Morus notabilis, 3488 nucleotides. RefSeq names its product isoleucine--tRNA ligase, chloroplastic/mitochondrial. The record is from RefSeq and is a predicted model, not a curated record. Bases 34 to 3309 code for a protein of 1091 amino acids. Gene Ontology annotation, cellular component: cytosol. Lineage: Eukaryota; Viridiplantae; Streptophyta; Magnoliopsida; Rosales; Moraceae. The transcript has 22 exons. Gene Ontology annotation, biological process: isoleucyl-tRNA aminoacylation. Gene Ontology annotation, molecular function: tRNA binding; ATP binding; aminoacyl-tRNA deacylase activity.
GACCAAACCAAAAAAAAAAAAAAAAAAAAAAAAAUGUCGUUGUUUUUAAAAUCCUUCGCUUCUCACUCUCCCCCUCUCAAACCUGCUGACGCCACCAUGGCCGUCCUCUCCACUUCUCCCUAUCGGGUAUUGUCAAAAAGAACCUGCUCGUCUUUUAGGAAAAAUUCUCUAAGCUCCUUUCAUCCCAAAGGAAGCUAUUUGUUCACCCUCUUUAACAUGAAACACUAUUCCAAUUAUUCUAGUGACGAGUUCAAUUCAUCAAAGCGAAGGUCAAGAGGACCUGUUAUGGCUGCAAAGAAAGCAGCUGAAGGGGGAAAGCAAGAAGAUGGAAAAUAUAAGCACACGGUUGAUCUGCCUAAAACAACAUUUGGCAUGAGAGCAAACUCUUUAGUACGGGAGCCUGAACUUCAUAAAAUAUGGGAUGACAAUGAAGUAUUCAAGAGAGUUGUUGAUAAAAAUUCAGGGGGUAAUUUCAUUCUACAUGACGGUCCUCCAUACGCCAAUGGUGACCUUCACAUGGGACAUGCUCUAAACAAGAUUUUGAAGGAUAUGAUUAAUCGUUAUAAGCUUCUUCAAAAUUAUAAAGUUCAUUAUAUCCCUGGUUGGGAUUGUCAUGGCUUACCAAUUGAGUUGAAAGUUCUGCAGUCACUGGAUGAAACUACUAGAAAGGAUCUCACGCCUAUAAAAUUGAGAGCAAAGGCAGCUAAAUUUGCAAAAGGAACUGUCAAAACUCAGAUGGAAUCAUUUAAGCGCUAUGGAGUAUGGGCGGACUGGGAUAAUCCCUACCUAACUCUGGAUCCAGAAUAUGAAGCUGCGCAGAUUGAAGUGUUCGGCCAGAUGGCAAUACAAGGUUAUAUCUACAGAGGUAGAAAGCCAGUUCAUUGGAGUCCCUCGUCACGGACUGCUCUUGCAGAGGCAGAGUUGGAGUAUCCAGAGGGGCAUGUUUCAAGAAGUAUAUAUGCCAUUUUCAGAUUAGUGACUGCACCUCCAGUUUUGGGUGGCAUAUUAAAUGAGUAUCUCCCAAAUUUGUGCUUGGCUAUUUGGACAACAACUCCAUGGACUAUUCCAGCCAAUGCUGCUGUUGCUGUGAAUGCCAAGCUUCAAUAUGCCAUAGUUGAAGUACAAACACUCUCAGAAGAUGCAUCUUUAUCUGCUGGAAGUAAAAAGAGACAGCUCAGAAAUGUUCUGAAGGAGAAAAAGAAGCCUUUCCUGAUUGUAGCUUUAGAUCUGGUGCCAACAUUAGAGGCAAAAUGGAGUGUGAAGCUCGUUGUCAGAAAAACACUGUCGGGUUCAGAUAUUGAAAACUGCAGGUAUAUUCAUCCGAUCAGUAAUAAGGAAUGUCCAGUUGUUGUUGGAGGAGAUUAUAUUACAACAGAGUCAGGAACUGGACUGGUCCAUACAGCUCCGGGUCAUGGUCAGGAAGAUUACGUGACUGGCUUGAAGUAUGGACUGCCAAUUCUUUCUCCUGUUGAUGAUGAUGGGAAGUUCACUGAAGAAGCUGGACAAUUCAACGGGCUUGAUGUGCUUGCAGAUGGCAACGUUGCUGUUGUCAAAUAUUUGGAUGAAAAUUUGUCACUUAUAAUGGAAGAACCUUAUGCACACAAGUAUCCAUAUGAUUGGAGAACAAAAAAGCCUACGAUAUUUAGGGCAACUGAGCAAUGGUUUGCAUCAGUCGAAGGAUUUCGCCAAUCUGCCAUGGAUGCUAUUGGUCACGUAAAAUGGAUUCCAGCUCAGGCGGAGAACAGAAUUUCUGCAAUGACUUCUAGCCGGUCUGAUUGGUGCAUCUCUCGGCAAAGGACAUGGGGUGUUCCAAUUCCAGUGUUUUAUCAUGUGCAAACAAAGGAACCUCUAAUGAAUGAAGAAACUAUUGAUCACAUAAAGUCUAUAAUAGCUCAAAAGGGUAGUGAUGCCUGGUGGUACAUGAAGGUGGAGGAUCUUCUCCCUGGUAAAUAUCGUGAUAAAGCAUCAGAGUAUGUGAAGGGGACUGACACGAUGGAUGUAUGGUUUGAUUCAGGUUCUUCUUGGGCUGCAGUUUUGGGAAGAAGGAAUGGCCUGAGUUUUCCUGCAGAUCUGUACGUGGAAGGCACAGAUCAGCAUCGUGGGUGGUUCCAGAGUUCCUUAUUAACAAGCAUUGCUACGAAAGGACAGGCUCCAUAUUCUAGUGUUAUAACUCACGGAUUUGUGUUGGAUGAGAAGGGUCUAAAGAUGAGCAAAUCUUUGGGUAAUGUUGUAGACCCACAAAGUGUGAUAGUAGGAGGAAAAAACCAAAAGGAAGCACCUGGUUAUGGUGCUGAUGUAUUGCGACUCUGGGUUUCCAGUGUAGACUAUACAGGUGAUGUAAUGAUUGGUCCUCAAGUUCUCCGCCAAAUGUCAGACAUUUAUCGGAAGCUACGAGGAACAUUGAGAUACCUUUUGGGAAAUCUACAUGAUUGGCAUGCUGAUAAUGCUGUCCCAUACCACGAUCUUCCCAUGAUCGAUCGGCAUGCCCUAUUUCAGCUUGAAAAUGUUGUAACGAGCAUUAGAGAGAGCUAUGAAAACUAUCAGUUCUUCAAGAUCUUUCAGGUCAUUCAACGGUUUGUCAUUGUUGACCUUUCAAACUUCUACUUUGACGUUGCCAAAGAUCGCCUCUAUGUGGGGGGUACAACAAGUUCCACUAGGAGAAGCUGUCAAACGGUUCUUGAAGCACAUCUCCUUUCCAUUGUAAGAGUGAUAGCUCCUAUAUUGCCGCAUUUGGCUGAGGACGUAUGGCAGAACCUCCCUUUCAAGUAUACCAAAGAAGAUGGAUCUAUCGCUGAGUUUGUUUUCGAAUCGAGCUGGCCGGCUUCAAACAAAACCCGGCUUUCAUUCCCAGCUGAAGAAGUGGAUUUCUGGGAAAAAAUUCUUGAGCUGAGAACCGAGGUGAAUAAAGUCCUGGAGGUUGCUCGUACUGGAAAGUUGAUCGGCUCCAGUUUGGAGGCCAAAGUUUAUCUCCAUACUUCCGAUGCCCGACUGGCCUCAAGAUUACGUGAAAUGUGUGAAGCCAACAAUGAUGCGGACACAUUGCAUCGAAUUUUCAUUACAUCUCAGGCAGAGAUUCUUCCAUCCAUGGAAAAUGAGCUUACUGGGAACGUUCCACACACUGGAGAAUGCCUUAUCCAAGGGAAAACUAAAGUCUGGAUCGGUGUAUCCCGUGCCGAGGGCGGUAAGUGCGAAAGAUGCUGGAAUUUCUCGCUUCAAGUCGGUUCCUUUUCGGAGCACCCAACUCUUUGCAGCCGUUGUUAUAACGCGGUCAGUGUUCAGCAUUUUCCAGCUGUAGCAAUGGCCACUUGAAAAUUUUUUCAAGAGUCAACACAGGUAAAACUUUUUUUUUUUUUUUUUUUUUCAAAUGUUACUGAUACAAAAAUUUUGGAGUUACAUGGCUUCGUGAAGUGCUGCUCCUUUUCCGCACGGAUGAAUUUUCGAUAAGGUUCAUUUUUUAUUCUGUCAUUGAUAAUUAUAAAGCAAUAGAA